This is a messenger RNA of Elgaria multicarinata webbii, 787 nucleotides long. It is a transcript of the gene NDUFB10, whose product is annotated as NADH:ubiquinone oxidoreductase subunit B10. The coding region runs from base 77 to 610 and encodes 177 amino acids. The record is from RefSeq and is a predicted model, not a curated record. Lineage: Eukaryota; Metazoa; Chordata; Lepidosauria; Squamata; Anguidae. The transcript is spliced from 4 exons.
AUGCCUCUGGCAGGGGGCCGCCAUUUUGUCUCCCUGUUCGUUCGCACGGGCUGUUUCUCCUGCUGCUGCUGCUGCGAUGCCUGAAAAGCCGGACCCGGACGUGUACCGCGAGCCACCGCGCCGCACGCCGGCGCCAGACCCUCAGACGACCAUCCCCAACCCGUUAGACCUGAUCGGGAAGCUCUUUUACUACACGGUUGACAAGCCGGUCACUGCCUGGAGGGAAUGGAUCGAGCAGCAGCAUGCAAAGAACAGAUUUUAUUAUUAUCACCAGAAUUUCCGCCGUGUCCCGGACCUUACAGAAUGCUUGGAGGAUGACUUUUUGUGUUUCUAUGAAGCGGAGGCACAGUGGAGACGAGAUUACAAAGUCGACCAAGAAAUAGUGAAAAUAAUCCAGGAGAGAUUAGGUGCUUGCAAACAGCGGGAAGGAAAAAGCUCCGACCAGAACUGUGCCAGGGAGCUACAGCAGUUCAAAGAGGUGGCCAAGGGUUAUCAAGACAGAUAUGGUGACCUGGGUGGCUUUGGAACUGCUCGCAGGUGCUUAAUGAAGCAGAAGCAGCGGAUGAUUGCAGAAAGGAAGGCCCAGGCAGCAGCUGAGGCACAACACUAAGCACCAGUUGGUCGUUCCAGCUUGGAAUUGAAUUUCAAACAGCUGAAAUACUGUAAUUAUUCAUUGUAUGUUGUUGGCAAACCAAAUGACAGAACCUUUGCUGUUCUCUCAAAACUGUACAGUCUACAAGGCAGACUUAAAUGCAACUGUUGGAAGAUAAUAAAUCUAGAAUGCCAA